GCCUAGCACGUUACUUUGGAUUGUCGUUAGAAAUUUUUUAUGAAGUUAUUAGAGCGAUACGUGAAUCAGCAUAUUACGCUUAUAUAAAAGUCAGUUUUUCGCAUAAUAUUGCCCAGUUUUGUGUGUGAUACCAGAAAUAAUAAUACACUUGUACAAUGAGAGGCAUUAGCAUCAAAGAGUUUGGUGGACCAGAAGUCCUCAAGAUAAACGAAAACUUAAAAGUUCCGCAGCCUAAUGAUGAUCAGUUAUUAAUAAAGGUGUCGGCUGCUGGAGUGAAUCCUGUAGAUACUUAUAUAAGAUCAGGGUCGUUCCCUAACUCCCCUUCCCUACCUUUCACUCCAGGCUACGAUGCUGCUGGAGUAGUCGAGAAAGUUGGUAAAAAUGUCAAAAAUUUUAAGAAAGGAGAGCGUGUUUUUACAACCUGUAAUUUUCAAGGCUCUGGUACUUACGCUGAAUAUGUUGUUGCUAACCCGAUACACGUUGGCCAUCUUGGAAAUAAGUUAAGUUUUGAAGAGGGCGCUGGUAUUGGUGUACCAUAUUAUACAGCCUAUAAGGCAUUUAGAAUUCUUGUUGGAGGUAAAGGUGGUGAUACUGUUCUAGUUCAUGGUGCCAGUGGUGCUGUUGGUUUAGCUAGUGUACAGAUAGCUAAAUCUCUAGGAUGUACAGUGAUAGGAACAGCAGGGACUGAGGAGGGAUUAAAAUUGGUCAAAGCUAACGGAGCUGACUUUGUUUUUAACCAUAGAGAAGCUGGUUACGAAAAGAAAAUAAAGUCGUGUGUACCUGGCGGUGUUACAGUUAUUCUAGAAAUGUUAGCCAACGUCAACCUUGCUAAAGAUAUUGAUAUCAUUAAUCGUAAAGGAAGAAUUAGUCUUAUUGGAAGUCGAGGUGAA
Messenger RNA from Lottia gigantea (owl limpet), 890 nucleotides. RefSeq lists its product as hypothetical. The record is from RefSeq and is a predicted model, not a curated record. NCBI's taxonomy places the organism in Eukaryota, Metazoa, Mollusca, Gastropoda, Lottiidae. Gene Ontology annotation, cellular component: cytosol. The annotation marks the transcript as partial. The transcript is spliced from 8 exons. Gene Ontology annotation, molecular function: NADPH binding; quinone reductase (NADPH) activity; mRNA 3'-UTR binding.